Aspergillus pseudonomiae is the source of this 2040-nucleotide messenger RNA. Its product is annotated as MDR family MFS transporter. Gene Ontology annotation, molecular function: transmembrane transporter activity. The record is from RefSeq and is a predicted model, not a curated record. Bases 338 to 1960 code for a protein of 540 amino acids. The transcript has 6 exons. Gene Ontology annotation, biological process: transmembrane transport. Lineage: Eukaryota; Fungi; Ascomycota; Eurotiomycetes; Eurotiales; Aspergillaceae.
GCCAGGAAUUCUUUGUCUAUUAGAGGUGGUCCGAGCGGUUUGGCUUGCCGAUCUUAGUACUUAUAUUAUUCCGAGCCAGGAUAGCACCAUUAGGGAGUCCGUGGUGGCCUAGAUAGAAUAUGGUGUGCUGCAGGGAUAUGCUGAGCCUGCCCAUGAGGGCAGGCUCUGGGAUAUCCCAAGGGCGCCCGGGUUUGGUCUCACAACAUUCUGCUAAGUUCACAUUUCAGUUUGUUGCGAUCCUGCGUCCUUUUACUCUGUUGACCGCGAUCUUGUUCUGGUAGGGAUAGUCUUAUUGACAGCAGCCGCUGCGACUGGCAAUACCAUUUACCUGUAUAGUAUGGCGGGAAAUGGCGAAAAAGCUAUCCAGGCGACAGACCCUGAUAUCCAGCCAAUUUCCAAUGAAGAGGCAUUAGGGGGUAGUAAUGAACCAAUGGAUUUCCGGCCGUGGCAGCAGCUGCCCGUGUUUUUUGCGAUGGGGCUUGGGAUUUUUAUUUUAGGGCUUGACAAUACCAUCGUGGGCACAGCAACUCCCACCUUGACCAAUGAAUUCCAUUCAUUGACCGAUAUUGGAUGGUAUGGCUCAGCAUACCGACUUACAACAUGUUCAACGCAGUUUCUUUUUGGAAAGCUAUACGAGCAAUUCCGGGUAAAAUGGGUUCUUGUUAUGGCGGUGGCCGUCCUUGAAAUCGGGUCCAUUGUGUCUGCCUCAGCGCCGAGUUCAGCUGCAUUCAUCGUCGGAAGGGCCAUCGCGGGCUGUGGCUCCUCUGGGAUCCUUAACGGGGUUUUAAUCGCAAUUUCCCAUACAGUUCCGCUUCGCUGGAGGCCGAUAUGCAAUAGUACCGUCGGAGGCCUCGAGUGUAUUGCAAUGAUCGUCGCACCAGUGAUUGGAGGUGCUCUUACAACCUACGUCACAUGGCGAUGGUGUUUCUGGCUCAACCUCCCUGUGGGUGGAUUCACAAUGGUUGUGAUUAUCUUCCUCUUCAAGAAUCCGGAGAAUCAAAAAGUUACCGACGAGCCAUUCUUAACCAAAAUCAAGCAGCUCAACAUUAUGAGUCUUCUCAUAUUCACUGGAAGCGUUGUUUGUCUCCUGCUAGCGCUCCAAUGGGGUGGCACUACGUACAGUUGGGGCAGCGGUAGAGUCAUUGCUGUCCUGGUAGUCGCCGCAGUAUCAUUUGGAGGUUUCGUUGUUUUCGAGGUGCUGAAAAAAGAUGACGCUACAAUUCCUCGAUCUGUGAUACUCAACAGAACUGCCGGUCUAUGCUUAAUCUACGCCUUCUGUUCAUCGGCGGCCUUCAACGUCAUCGAUUACUUUCUGCCCAUCUGGUUUCAAGCGAUCAAGGGUGCCACAGCAGCCAAAUCCGGGCAAAUGCUUCUUCCUUCCAUUAUUGGCCUUUCCAUUGCCGCAAUCAGCUCCGGCUUCAUCGUCUCUGCCAUUGGAUAUUACAUACCUCUCAUGUUGCUGGGUUCCACAAUGAUGGCCAUUGGAUUCGGGUUCCUAACAAGGUUCACCCCAAAGACCACAGAUUCUGCCUGGGUCGGAUGGCAGGUCAUGUUUAGUAUCGGCAUCGGGCUGGCAUUCCCCCAACCUUGGUCGGCAAUUCAGACUGCGCUUGACGCCAAGGAUAUCCCCGUUGGUAUGGCGGCGGUUGGCUUUUCCAUUAGUAUCGGUGCCGCAAUUUCUAUUUCCGUGUCGCAAAAUAUUUUCACAAACCUCCUUCGAGAGGGCUUGUCCAGUGUCCCUAGUCUAGACGUUGGCAGCGUCAUAGAGCAGGGAGCGACGGGCUUUCUGAAGAAUGUACCUGCAUCAGAGAAGGAACGGGUGAUUGCGAUCUACAACUCGGCUGUCACAAGAGCUUUCUGGGCCGGUGUCGCUGCGGCCUGCGUGGGGAUGGUGGCUGCACUCUGGAUGAAAUGGAAUUCUGUGAGAGGGGCCAAGAAGGAAGGCACGGUGGAGGAGUAAAUAAGAUGUUUUGAUGCUUUACCAUGAGAUACCUACGGAGGACAUACUAAGUAAAAGGAUCUAAUCUUUUUGGAAAAUCC